CCUUUCCUCUUUCUGGGGAUUUUUCCUUUUUUUUUUAUAUUUCGGGCCUUAGAUUAGAUCUCUGCUUCUCCUUCCUCCACCGCACAAAUUCUGUAUUCCUCUGCCAUUGAUUCUCUUUCUUCUCCGGGAAGCUAAGAGUUCAAGGGUUUAGUUUCUGCUUCAGAUCUCGAAUCGAUUCGAAUCCGGGCAGUGUCGGGAUUUAAUUCAGAAUCGAAGGUUUAAUUUCAGUUUCAGAUCUUCUUGGUAUUCGUCGGUUCUCAAUCUUCGAUCCGAGCCACCAUGGCGGCCGCCAACGCUCCAAUCACCAUGAAAGAGGUCUUAACUUUACCUAGCAUUGGGAUUAGUCCGCAAUUCAUCACGUUUACGAAUGUGACUAUGGAAUCGGAUAAGUAUAUAUGUGUAAGAGAAACGGCUCCGCAGAAUAGUAUUGUGAUCAUUGACAUGAAUAUGCCUAUGCAGCCGUUGAGACGGCCUAUUACUGCCGACUCUGCUCUUAUGAAUCCAAAUUCCAGAAUCCUUGCUUUGAAAGCUCAACUCCCUGGAACUACUCAAGAUCACUUGCAGAUAUUUAACAUAGAGAUGAAAGCAAAGGUGAAAUCUCAUCAGAUGCCUGAACAGGUUGUCUUUUGGAAAUGGAUUUCCCAAAAUAUGUUGGGCCUGGUUACUCAGACCUCUGUAUAUCACUGGUCCACAGAAGGUGAUUCUGAGCCAGUUAAGAUGUUUGAAAGAACAGCUAAUUUAGCAAGCAAUCAAAUAAUAAACUAUAAAUGUGAUCCCAGUGAGAAAUGGUUAGUUUUGAUUGGAAUUGCUCCUGGUUCACCUGAGAGGCCACAAUUGGUUAAGGGGAACAUGCAACUUUUCUCUGUUGAUCAGCAGCGCAGUCAAGCUCUUGAAGCACAUGCUGCCUCGUUUGCUCAGUUUAAGGUUCCAGGGAAUGAGAAUUCUUCAAUUCUUAUUUCCUUUGCCACCAAGACCUUUAAUGCUGGCCAGAUUACAUCAAAGUUGCAUGUCAUUGAGCUUGGUGCCCAGCCAGGUAAGCCAUCAUUUUCAAAGAAACAGGCCGAUCUCUUUUUCCCGCCAGAUUUUGCAGAUGAUUUCCCAGUUGCUAUGCAGAUAUCUCACAAAUACAGUUUGAUCUGUGUUAUUACCAAGCUUGGGCUAUUGUUUGUGUAUGAUUUGGAGACAGGUACAGCUGUAUACAGAAACAGAAUUAGCCCGGAUCCAAUUUUUUUAACUGCUGAAGCAUCUUCAGUGGGGGGUUUUUAUGCCAUCAAUAGGCGAGGCCAGGUAUUACUGGCAACUGUAAAUGAAGCAACAUUAGUGCCAUUUGUCAGUGGUCAGUUGAACAAUUUAGAGCUAGCUGUCAACCUUGCCAAGAGAGGAAACCUUCCUGGUGCAGAGAACCUGGUUGUCCAGCGUUUUCAAGAACUGUUUGCUCAAACAAAGUAUAAAGAAGCUGCUGAGCUUGCAGCAGAAUCUCCACAAGGGAUCCUUCGUACACCAGACACAGUUGCCAAGUUUCAGAGUGUCCCUGUGCAAGCUGGACAGACUCCUCCACUGUUGCAGUACUUUGGUACACUUUUGACCAAAGGGAAGCUCAAUGCGUUUGAGUCACUGGAAUUGUCUCGCCUGGUUGUGAACCAGAACAAAAAGAAUCUUUUGGAGAACUGGUUGGCAGAAGACAAGUUGGAAUGUAGUGAGGAACUUGGAGACCUUGUGAAGACCGUGGAUAAUGAUCUUGCUCUGAAAAUAUAUAUUAAAGCUAGGGCUACUCCAAAAGUUGUUGCUGCUUUUGCAGAGCGGAGGGAGUUUGACAAAAUUUUAAUAUACUCAAAGCAGGUUGGGUACACACCUGACUACUUAUUCCUUCUGCAAACAAUUCUCCGUACAGAUCCUCAGGGGGCUGUUAAUUUUGCAUUGAUGAUGUCUCAAAUGGAGGGAGGUUGUCCCAUUGAUUACAACACCAUUACAGAUCUUUUUCUUCAGAGGAACUUGAUCCGUGAGGCAACUGCCUUUUUACUAGAUGUUUUGAAACCAAAUCUGCCAGAGCAUGGUUAUCUCCAGACCAAGGUCCUUGAAAUCAAUCUUGUGACUUUUCCAAAUGUUGCUGAUGCUAUUUUAGCAAAUGGAAUGUUCAGCCACUAUGAUCGUCCUCGAAUCGCUCAGCUAUGUGAAAAAGCGGGUCUGUAUGUGCGAGCUCUGCAGCAUUAUACAGAAUUGCCUGAUAUUAAGCGUGUCAUUGUGAACACACAUGCUAUUGAGCCACAGGCACUUGUUGAGUUCUUUGGUACUCUUUCGCGAGAAUGGGCUUUGGAGUGCAUGAAGGACCUCUUACUGGUCAAUCUAAGAGGCAAUCUUCAAAUAAUUGUGCAGGUUGCAAAGGAGUAUUGUGAGCAGUUGGGUGUUGAUGCCUGCAUAAAAAUUUUUGAACAAUUUAAAUCAUAUGAAGGGCUGUACUUUUUCCUGGGUUCUUAUUUAAGUUCAAGUGAGGAUCCUGAUAUACACUUCAAGUACAUUGAGGCAGCUGCUAAAACUGGACAGAUAAAGGAGGUGGAGCGGGUGACUAGGGAAUCAAAUUUCUAUGAUGCUGAGAAGACAAAGAACUUUCUAAUGGAGGCCAAGCUCCCUGAUGCUCGUCCUCUGAUCAACGUUUGUGAUCGUUUUGGGUUUGUCCCAGACCUGACUCACUACCUUUACACAAAUAACAUGCUUCGCUACAUUGAAGGUUAUGUUCAGAAGGUUAACCCAGGGAAUGCUCCUCUGGUAGUUGGCCAGCUGCUAGAUGAUGAAUGCCCUGAAGAUUUUAUUAAGGGCCUUAUUCUCUCUGUACGUUCUUUGCUUCCAGUUGAACCCUUGGUGGCAGAAUGUGAAAAGAGAAAUCGACUUCGCUUACUCACUCAGUUCUUGGAGCAUUUAGUAAGUGAGGGAAGCCAAGAUGUACAUGUCCACAAUGCCCUGGGUAAAAUUAUUAUUGACAGCAAUAACAAUCCAGAGCACUUCCUCACUACCAACCCCUACUAUGACUCCCGAGUCGUUGGUAAGUAUUGUGAGAAGCGUGAUCCCACUCUGGCAGUGGUGGCUUACAGGAGAGGACAAUGUGACGAUGAACUUAUCAAUGUCACAAAUAAAAAUUCCUUGUUUAAAUUGCAAGCCAGGUAUGUGGUUGAAAGGAUGGAUGCUGAUCUUUGGGAGAAGGUUCUCACUCCUGAGAACGAAUAUAGGAGACAACUAAUAGAUCAGGUUGUAUCAACUGCUUUGCCAGAAAGCAAGAGUCCAGAGCAAGUUUCUGCUGCUGUUAAAGCAUUCAUGACUGCUGAUCUGCCUCAUGAACUGAUUGAACUUCUUGAGAAGAUUGUGCUCCAAAAUUCUGCAUUUAGUGGGAACUUCAAUCUGCAAAAUCUACUCAUUUUGACUGCCAUCAAGGCAGAUCCGUCUAGAGUUAUGGAUUAUAUAAACAGACUAGAUAAUUUUGAUGGACCUGCAGUUGGGGAAGUUGCCGUGGAAGCACAACUAUAUGAAGAGGCUUUUGCAAUUUUCAAGAAGUUCAACUUAAAUGUUCAGGCUGUCAAUGUGUUAUUGGAUAAUAUUAGAAGCAUUGAUAGGGCUGUGGAAUUUGCAUUCCGUGUGGAAGAAGAUGCUGUUUGGAGCCAGGUGGCAAAGGCACAACUCAGGGAGGGACUGGUGAGCGAUGCAAUUGAAUCAUUUAUUCGUGCAGAUGAUGCUACUCAAUUCCUUGAGGUUAUUCGUGCCUCUGAGGAUGCAAAUGUCUACCAUGACUUGGUGAGAUACCUUCUAAUGGUUAGACAGAAGGUGAAAGAGCCCAAGGUUGAUAGUGAGCUCAUUUAUGCAUAUGCAAAGAUUGAUAGGCUGAGUGAAAUUGAAGAGUUCAUUCUAAUGCCAAAUGUGGCUAAUCUUCAAAAUGUUGGGGAUCGCUUGUUUGAUGAAGAGCUUUAUGAAGCUGCAAAAAUUAUAUUUGCAUUUAUAUCCAACUGGGCCAAGUUGGCUGUUACAUUGGUUAGACUUAAACAAUUUCAAGGUGCUGUCGAUGCAGCACGAAAAGCAAACAGUGCAAAGACAUGGAAGGAAGUUUGUUUUGCUUGUGUUGAUGCAGAGGAGUUCCGUUUGGCCCAGAUAUGUGGACUCAACAUUAUUAUACAGGUGGAUGACUUGGAAGAGGUCAGUGAGUAUUAUCAGAACAGAGGGUGCUUCAAUGAGUUGAUCUCUCUGAUGGAGAGUGGUUUAGGAUUGGAACGAGCACAUAUGGGCAUCUUUACUGAACUGGGAGUGUUGUAUGCUAGAUAUCGUCCAGAGAAGCUGAUGGAGCACAUUAAAUUGUUUUCAACUCGUCUCAAUAUUCCGAAGCUUAUACGAGCUUGUGAUGAGCAACAGCAUUGGAAGGAACUUACCUAUUUGUAUAUCCAAUAUGAUGAGUUUGAUAAUGCUGCAACCACCAUCAUGAACCACUCUCCUGAAGCAUGGGAUCACAUGCAGUUCAAAGACGUUUCAGUCAAAGUUGCUAAUGUUGAACUCUAUUAUAAGGCUGUUCACUUCUACUUGCAAGAACAUCCAGAUCUCAUAAAUGAUAUGCUCAAUGUUCUUGCCCUCCGUGUGGAUCAUGCACGUGUUGUUGACAUUAUGAGAAAGGCUGGUCACCUUCGUCUUGUGAAGCCAUAUAUGGUAGCUGUUCAGAGCAAUAAUGUGUCAGCUGUAAAUGAGGCUUUGAAUGAAAUCUAUGUAGAGGAAGAGGAUUAUGAGAGAUUGCGUGAGUCUAUUGAUAUGCAUGAUAACUUUGAUCAGAUAGGCCUUGCCCAGAAGAUUGAGAAACAUGAGCUUCUAGAGAUGAGACGUGUUGCUGCAUAUAUUUACAAAAAAGCAGGCAGAUGGAAGCAAUCCAUUGCAUUGUCAAAGAAAGACAACCUAUACAAAGAUGCCAUGGAGACAGCCUCACAGUCUGGAGACCGUGAACUUGCUGAGGAGUUGCUUGUUUAUUUCAUUGAACAGGGAAAGAAGGAAUGCUUUGCAUCAUGCCUCUUUGUUUGUUAUGACUUAAUUCGACCAGAUGUUGCUCUUGAACUAGCCUGGAUUAACAAUAUGGUAGACUUUGCAUUCCCAUAUCUGUUGCAGUUUAUUCGUGAAUACACUGGCAAAGUUGAUGAACUUGUGAAGGACAAGAUUGAAGCUCAAAAUGAUGUCAAGGCGAAAGAGCAGGAAGAGAAAGAAGUGAUUGCACAGCAGAACAUGUACGCCCAAUUACUACCACUCGCUUUGCCAGCACCACCAAUGCCAGGUAUGGGACCAUCGCCUAUGGGAGGAGGAUUUGCUCCACCACCUAUGUCUGGAAUGGGGAUGCCUCCAAUGCCACCUUUUGGCAUGCCACCAAUGGGAAGCUAUUAGUUAUAUUGCUGAUUGCUGCGGAGAUUAGAUGUAGAUGAGAGGAAGGACAACCUAGUUGCCCUCGUGGUGUUUCAAUGGGCUUCUGCUGCCUCCAUAUUCUUUGUGUUCAUUCGUCUGAUGGCGUGAAUUUCAAGUCUGAAUAAUGUCAUUUUGGUGUUUCAGUGUGUGAUAUUGUCUUGUAAUAUUCUUCUUUUUUGUAGUCUUGAGGCAUUUUUUUGCUGCUGAUAGAGGGCAAGCCGAGGAUUCCAUGCAUUGUAGUAUAGUAUUUUUCUUUCGGUCCUUGAAUUGGCCGAGUAUAUACAAACGCUUGAUAUCAACAUGAAUUUCCCGGUUUACAUGUUCUCAU
Rubroshorea leprosula is the source of this 5740-nucleotide messenger RNA. The record is from the annotation of a GenBank genome assembly. NCBI's taxonomy places the organism in Eukaryota, Viridiplantae, Streptophyta, Magnoliopsida, Malvales, Dipterocarpaceae.